AUGAUACCUUGCUCUGAUGAUGUUCGUCACAUGACGGAUGAAAGCUUAGCACCUUUUCACCGCGGAAACAACGUCACCAAGAAUGUUCCAAUAAAGCCAAUCGACGCUAUCGUCUUCUGGUGGAGUCGACCUUCGAAUUUUUUCACUAAACACUUUCACUCGAAAUGGAAAAGAGAACCUGGAACAAUGUGCGUCCAACUAGGUCAUCCUGGCCGUACGACCAGGUUACGCAAACCCAAGAUUCGUCCUUCUUCACGGUGGCUCGAGCCCACAGAAUGGGAUAGGGGCGACACGCUGCAGUUGAAGCUUCCCUUCACGGGCUACCCGAAGCCGACGGCUGUGUUCAGCCUCAACGGACAGCCGUUGCGUGAGGGCCGAGGCGUCAGCAUACAAAUGAAGGAGCGUCAUGCCAUACUCACUAUCGACAGUCUAGCGGCUGAGCAUUCGGGUCGUCUUACCGUGCGCAUGGAAAAUGAGAUGGGCACCGAUUCAGUUGACAUACAGCUUCAGGUGAACGACCGACCUCCGCCCCCGAUCAACGUGACGGUGGAGGGUGUCACUGACGGCGCAGCCACUCUGUCAUGGAAGAUGCCACCAGGCACAAAGUACAUCUCCGAGUAUGUGAUCGAGCGCUGUGAGGUGCCCGGAGACCACUGGAUUCGUGUGGGAACAUUCAGGUUAGUUAAAGAUAUUUACGCAUGCGAGGAGUCCGAUUGGGCUAUACCAAUUACGCUACUCUUCUUCUGCUCUGUGUGCCAUGACAAUGAUGCAGAUUGGGUGUUUUCAAAGCGAUAA
Molecule: messenger RNA, 795 nt
Organism: Protopolystoma xenopodis
Lineage: Eukaryota; Metazoa; Platyhelminthes; Monogenea; Polystomatidea; Polystomatidae
Source: the annotation of a GenBank genome assembly